AUGAGCAAAGAAGACGAAAAAAUCACGAGGGUCGAGUCGACCGGCGUCGAGGAAGUCACCGACGUUACUCAAUACAAGGUUGGCAAAUGGCAAGGCUUUAAGGACUCUUUUAAGCCUGCCAACAUUCCUGAGAUGAACGACCCCAAUCUUACCGAUCUCGAGAAGGCUGCCAUUGCCACUGCUAACUCACCUCUUCAAAAGUCUCUGAAGGCCCGUCACUUGCAAAUGAUUGCCAUUGGUGGUUCCAUUGGUACCGGUUUGUUUGUUGGUUCCGGUGGUUCGCUUUCUGGUGGUGGUCCCGCCUCUGUUAUUAUCGCCUUUGCCCUUAUCGGUUCCAUGUUGUUUAUGACUGUCCAUGCUCUCGGUGAACUUGCUGUCCGUUUCCCUGUUUCUGGUGCCUUUGCUACUUACUCGACUCGUUUUGUGGACCCUGCUUGGGGCUUUGCCAUGGGCUGGAACUAUGCGCUCCAAUGGUUGGUUGUUUUCCCGCUUGAACUCGUUGCUGCUUCCAUUACUAUCACCUACUGGCAAUAUGAUGACAAUGCAGCAACCCGUGUUAAUGCAGACGCUUGGGUCGCUCUGUUUUACGCUGUCAUUGUCGUUAUUAAUCUUAUCGGUGUUAAGGGUUAUGGUGAAGCCGAGUUUGUGUUUUCCAUUAUCAAGGUUCUCGCUGUCGUUGGCUUUAUCAUUCUCGGUAUUGUGCUUGUUUGCGGUGGCGGCCCCCAGGGUGGUUACAUUGGUGGUAGAUACUGGCACGACCCUGGUGCCUUUAACAAUGGCUUUAAAGGUUUCUGUUCUAUCUUUGUCAAUGCUGCUUUUGCCUUUUCCGGUACUGAACUUGUCGGUCUUGCUGCCGCUGAAACUAAGAACCCCAGAAAGGAUCUCCCCACUGCCACUAAGCAGGUCUUUUGGCGUAUCACCCUCUUUUACAUUGUCUCUCUCCUUCUCGUCGGUCUCCUCGUCCCUUACAAUGAGCCCCGUCUUCUCGGUUCUUCCUCUGUCGAUGCUACCGCCUCUCCCUUCGUCAUUGCCAUUAACAAUGCCGGUAUCAAGGGUCUCCCCUCAGUUAUGAAUGUUGUCAUUUUGAUUUCCGUCUUGUCUGUCGGUAACUCUUCCAUUUAUGCUUGCUCUCGUACUCUUGCUGCUCUUGCUGCUCAAGGCCAGGCCCCCAAGAUUCUCGGUUACAUUGAUCGCCAGGGUCGUCCUCUUGCCGGUAUUGCUUUGACUUCCGUCAUUGGUCUCCUCUGUUUCCUUGCUGGCUCUGACAAGCACACUGAGGCCUUUAACUGGAUGCUUGCCCUUUCCGGUCUUUCUUCCAUUUUCACUUGGGGCUCUAUCUGUCUCUCCCACAUUCGCUUCCGUCACGCCAUGAAGGUUCAGGGCCGCUCUUUGGACGAACUUCCCUUUAAGGCUGCUCUUGGUGUUUGGGGUUCAUGCUAUGGCUUUAUGUUCAACUGCCUUGUUCUCAUGGCUCAGUUUUGGACUGCCCUUUUCCCCACCAACAAGGCUUCUGCCUAUUCGUUUUUCCAGGUUUGGCUCUGUCUUCCCAUUGUUUUGGUGAUGUUUAUCGGCUACAAGCUUUGGUUCAGACCACCAUUAAUCCGCGCCAAGGAUAUGGACUUGAUUACUGGUGUCCGCGAGGUGGACAUGGAUGUUCUUCGCCAGGAAUUGGCCGAGGAGCGUGCCUACAUUCAAUCCAAGGGCUGGUGGUACAGACUUUACAAGUUCUGGUGUUAA
Molecule: messenger RNA, 1737 nt
Organism: Magnusiomyces paraingens
Lineage: Eukaryota; Fungi; Ascomycota; Dipodascomycetes; Dipodascales; Dipodascaceae
Exons: 1
Coding region: 1-1737 (578 amino acids)
Biological process (GO): amino acid transmembrane transport
Cellular component (GO): membrane
Molecular function (GO): amino acid transmembrane transporter activity
Source: RefSeq, a predicted model, not a curated record